GCGAUGCACUGUGACUUGUUACUCUUCAAGUUGUAUGUCCACUAUUCCAUCUAUCACGUUUUAUACCUUUCCACCUUCCAGUCUCCCUGCCCACACUCCAUGGUCUUUUUUUGUAUAUGUGACUGCUGGUAGGCCAGCUUGGGUGUUUAGAAAAGGUAGCCCCAGGAACAGGAAUGCCAGAGAGGGUCCUGGUAGCCCAGGGAAGGUCAUGAAUGUGAGUGAAGGGCAGCCUCCAGGCCCCUGAGGGCAGGGGCAGAGCCACUCUAAGGUGGGACACCUCCCCUUGGGACUGCCCUGGUUUGAUAAUCCGGAUGCUCCCCUGGAGGAGGACAAUAGGUGGCUCUGUGGGGAAACUUGCAGCCUGCAGGUUUUUAGGCCAGGGAAGGGGAGGUGCAGACAGCCUGGCCUUGUCUUCCAGUCUACUCUGGCUGAAACCUUGGAGCUUUGUGUGGGCUUGUCUGGGGCAGGGCGGGGCCUAAAUCGGCUGAAGUACUUCUGCCUACUCUCUUCUCUGCUUCUUUCAGGAGAGGGACUAUCGUCGACUUCCCCAGUUGGUGGCAAGGGGUUGGGGCUUGAGUCAGGGGCCAGGGUAGCUCUGGGUUGUAGGGCCACAGAGUCCCCUCACUGACCACGGAAUUAUAUUGGAUGGGUGGAGUGCUGCGGUCUCUGAGCAUGGAGAGUUUCCACACUGCCUCUCAGUGCUUCCUGCCUGGGUUCCAAGUGCUCUAUUCCCAGGUCCAGCCUCAGCAUGUCUUCCAACAGGGGCCUGUAUGUUCAGACAUUAUUGGUUCUUCCUGCUUUGGAGAGGGGACAGAGCCCUGAGCCCUGAACAAAAGUAGCUCCCUGCCCAUCUGCCAAUCCAUCACUGUCUGCCCAGCCUGAAAGGCAGUGGCUGGGGCUGGCGGGGAAGGGGAUACAUUCCCCAGAGGCUCCUGGAGACGAACAGCCUUUCAGAGCUAGGGGUGGAAGCCUCAUUUGAAUGAGAAUUGGAUCUUUUCUGUCUCUGAGGAUUAGUCUGAACCCUGGCUGCACCAGCAGCAGCUGCGUUGGAUGGCGGACCUGUAGAGAAACUCUGCUUCUUGGUGCCCCCCUCCCCACCUUUCUUCUGCAUCUGGUGACUGCUAUUAAUAUCCUUUCCCUGGGCACGGCCUCUCUUGGUUUCCCAGGCUCUGGGGACACCCCCCCUGCCCCUUCUCCCAGCUGCACCAUGACUCCACAACCAUGCAUGCUCCUUGCCUCUGGCAUCCUUGAGUUCAUCUACCAUGUGAGUAUGGGGAAGGACCUGAGGGCCACACUCAGAUCCUUAAGGGCAGCCCAGCUAGGGGCACACUCUGUAUUCUCUCUCUCUGGCCUGAUUCUAGCUCUGACAGCCCAGGACCCCCAGCCGGGCUAGCCCCCCCUUUCAGCUCUGCUGCUGCCGCUACCAAUGUGUGAGAGGUGGUCUCUACCUGAGAGCCAUCUGGAGGGGGAGAGGAAAUCAUCGGGCCUCCCUGUGGGAUGGGGUGAGGUGGGGCGCGUACCCCUAGGAUCUCUAUACUCAGACCCUGCCCCUCCCAGUCCAGGCUCCCAGAGCAACUGCCCGGGACGUGCCAGACAAACUUCCUCCACCCGGCUGCUCAGGCGGCAGCUGCUACCCACCUACCAGCAACCUGAUUAUUGGCUGUGGCCAGAACCUUCGAACCUCAUCCACCUGUGGCCUCCAUGGCCCUGAACUCUACUGCAUUGUCAGUAACCUACAGGUAGGGAGGAGGGUACGGGCUCUGGAGAUGGCAUCUUGGAUUUUCUUGGGCAGGUUCAGCACCUGUGGGAGUUCAGGUCAUUGACAAGACCCAGAGGGAGAGGCCUGUGCUGUGAAAUUUUGGAGGGGGUUGUGGCCAACCAGGCACCUCCUGCCUAGUCAGUCUCAUUGGGCAUCCCUCCAGGAUGCUGAGAAUUGCUGCUUUUGUGACUCUCGGGACUGGAAAAGCCAUGGCAUUGAGAACGUGAUCUCCCAGAGUAGUCCUGGCGGCAAAAGGACCUGGUGGCGAGCAGAGCGUGGUGAGGGUCCUUGUGUGCCCAUGUGUGCAGGGCUGGGAUCAGGGUCAAGGCCUGGCCACUGAUCAGCCCUUGUGGUUACAGGUGUUGAGAAUGUCACCAGCUGGACCUAGAAGAUGCCUUUUACUUUACCCACCUCAUCAUGACUUUCAAGGUGACCCAUUGCCCGAGACUGAAAGCUUAUUCUCUGCCUCCUGACCUGAUGGCCACUGGUGAUGUUUGCCACUGGUGACCCAAGGACCCCCUCCUAUCCCCAGACAUUCUGGCUCUGCUCCUUGAGCGCUCAGUGGACCAUGGCCACUUCUGGCACAUGUACCGCUACUUUGCCCACAACUGCUUAGGCCUCUUUCCUGGGAUUCCUCUUGCCCCUGGCCACAGAGUCAGUGACCUCAUCUGUGAGCAGCAUUACUUAAGACAUCGAGACUUCCACUGAGGGAGAGGUCAGGCCCAGAGGAAGGGGGGUUAGGCCCUGGGAUGAAGCCAGAAGCUCAGGCUUGCUUCUUAGGUAAUUUCAAAGUUCUGGAUCCAGCCAUUCUGGUGGAGAACCCAAAUAAUACCAAGGUUCAGGGUAAUUAUCCCCACAGCCAGUCCUGUACUCCUUUUUUGGGAAAACCAGAUACCUCCUGGUGGGAAGUGAGGUCCUACCCGGGUAUGCGCACUGCAGGGCAGGGUGGCGGGCAAGCCAGCCCAGUCCCCCAAGGAUUGUUUCCCAGCUCUGCUGCAUUAUAGUCGCUGUUACGGCUCCCCAUUCCUGUCCCAUGUUCCCCAUACCUGUGCCCAGUGCAUAGGGACUGGCCUGGGUAGCAGUUUUCAUCUCUGUCCCUUAUCUCUGCCCCAUCGCUGAAUUCCUUUGUGAGACCCCAUUGUGGUCAUCACUGCUGGCCAUGCCAGCCCAAUCUUUGUCCCCCACCUCUGCUCCUAUCACACUGUACCUCAUAACUCUCCCCUUUGUGAGCCACUGUCACUGUUCCCCAUCACGGCCCCCUGUCUGCCCUCCCCACUUUGAUUCAUCACCCUGGCCUUGAUUGGUACCCUGCGUUCCUGAAGCUGCCUCCAGGUGGCGCCAGGGCGUCUCUGGGUGUGACCUCUUCCUUGUAAAACAGAAGUCUUGUUAAAGGACUAGAGACAUAAUCAUAACCCAGCAGGGCAGCCCAGAGCCAGGCCAGGAGAGUACCAGAGCAGGAGGACAAACCCCAAAGUAGCUUUUUCUCUACAUUCCACGUUCUCCACCCACCUUGACUUCGAUUAUUACCAACUACUUACCCUGAGCAUGCGUGCACACACACGCCCCCCCACCCCCGCCCCCGACCUUACUAGGCCCUAGAGCAGCUGUUGUGUAUUCCUCUGAUCAAGAGAAAGGGGAGCUCUGGCAAAGAGAUACAGGAGGUGGCCUCGGCUUGGUAGCUGACUUAAGCUGUGAGGAGCAAGAGGAGCCAUGGCCCCAUCUUUCCAUCCAUGUGUACAUCUAACAAGUGCCCAUGGAGCCCCACUGUGUGCCAGGCAUCUUCUGGGCCUUGCUCAGUGGUGAGCAGAUAGACAAGUUAUCUGUCUUGGAGCUGACAUAGAAAUGAGAAAGGCAGUCAAUAAAUAAACAUACCUUAUGUGGUUUGGCUGGAUAAUAAGCUGAUUUCUAAUGAUGGGCUGGGGACUGGAAUCCUUUACUGCCUUAGGGAAGCAGGUUUCCAAUAUCUAGAGAUACCAGAAAGUGGUGUCCAGGAAGCAGUGGGAUAUGCAGGUCUCAGCUCAGGAGUGAUAUCAGGUCUGGAGCAGUGCAGAGGUGGGAUAAUCACCAUUAGGCUGUGGUCAUCCUAAAAUGGUAUAAUCAGGGGAGCAGGGAUGGGAGAGUCCUACAGCAUGGGUGCUGGAGGAGGUGGCUGCAAUGAUGUAGAGAGGGGAGAGACCCCCACCAAUUCCUUCUGUAUCUCAGCCAUAGAGGGGUAACAACCAGUGUACCUGAGGGCUCUCGAUCUGUCUCCAGAGCUCCUGCAUGUGACUAACCUCCGUGUGAACUUCAAACUGCACACACUGGGUGACAGGCCCCAGGGGGGCUUCAAGGGACACCCCUUCUACUACUAUGCCCUCUGAGCUUGUGGUCCAAGGCAGCUGCCUGUGCCAUGGCCAUGCCUCUGAGUACAGGCCUGCACCCAGGGUCCCACCCAACAUGGAAGGCAUGGUGUGUGGCCUUUGUGUCUGCUGCCACCACAGAGCUGGUACCCACCGUGAGCACUGCCAGGACCUCCACCAGGACCACCCAUGGCAGGCAGCAGAGCCUGGGCACCCCCAUGCCUGCCAGGCCAGCCCACUCCAUAUCCAUCUUCCUUGUUCUGCUCCAGAAUCCUGCAGGUGCAAUCCCCAGGGCUGCAUCCCUGGCACUCAUGACUGUGAUCUCUCCAGUGGUGCCUAUCACUGCAAAUGCCUUGUCUCUGGAUGGGACUGCAGCCGUUGUCUGGGAGCCCCCGAGCCUGUUCCUCCUCACUGUACACAAGCCCCAGGGACCUCCCCUGGUUGGCUCAGGCCCCGACUUCAGAGACAGUGUGUCCCUCGAUAUGCCUCCACCCUGCCAGUGUCUCACAUCCAGGCCCCAAAGGAGCCCCUGCCCCUGCAUCAGGGAGCUGGCUGUACACUGUGGACUGGCUCAGACUUUGCACGUGUGGUUGAUGGGGCUGGCCUCUCUCUUCUGGCACCCAUAGUGCCUUCUGCCCUGGAGUGUGACAUUGUCCUACGCUAUGAGACCCAGGUUGUGCUCCUGCCACAGGUGAAAGGGUUGCCUGGACUGAGGUCUGUGGACCCUGGCGCCACGGGGCACUUGCAGGAGCUCCACAAGGCGGGCUGCGUGGAGGCAGCGAGGAUGAGCCUCUCCAGCACUAUACCUGAGGCCUGUGCCCGCCUUGCCUGCAGCAUCUCUGCCCUGUUCCAGGGGGGUGGCCUUGCAUGUGAGUGCCACCCCCAGGGUUCACUGACCACCGAGUGUGCCCUGCUGGGUGGGCAGUGCUGCUGCCACCCUAACAUUGAUGGUCGUACCUGUGACCACGACAGGCCUGGAACAUGUGACUUCCAGCCCACUGGCUGCCGUGAGUGCUGCUGCCACACCAAGGGUGCCACCAAUGCCAUUUGUAACCCUGUGAACGGGCAGUGACCCUGUCGGGCAGGCCUUGCUGGUCGCUGCUGUGACCACUGCCUCUAUGGCUGGUGGGGCUUCCCAUGCUGCCAACCCU
Lagenorhynchus albirostris (white-beaked dolphin) is the source of this 5249-nucleotide messenger RNA. Its product is annotated as laminin subunit beta-2-like. Lineage: Eukaryota; Metazoa; Chordata; Mammalia; Artiodactyla; Delphinidae. Gene Ontology annotation, molecular function: extracellular matrix structural constituent. The record is from RefSeq and is a predicted model, not a curated record. Gene Ontology annotation, cellular component: laminin trimer. The coding region runs from base 4109 to 5170 and encodes 353 amino acids. Gene Ontology annotation, biological process: cell migration; basement membrane assembly; substrate adhesion-dependent cell spreading. The transcript has 8 exons.